AUGCAGUUCAUCACCGCCGCUCUCACCCUCAUUGCCCUGGCCUCGGCCUCCCCCGUCAUCGUCACCACAGUCGAGAAACCUUCCGAGCUCGAGGCCCGUCAGUUGAACUCGGUACGCAACGACCUCACGUCGGGCAACGCUGCAGCAUGCCCCAGUGUCAUCUUCAUCUUUGCCCGGGCCUCGGGCGAGGUUGGUAACAUGGGACUCAGCGCCGGCACAAACGUGGCUUCGGCGCUUGAGCGCGAGUUCCGCAACGACAUCUGGGUGCAGGGCGUGGGUGACCCGUACGACGCUGCCAUCGCGCCCAACUUGCUCCCCGCCGGGACCACGCAGGGCGCGAUCGACGAGGCGAAGCGCAUGUUCAACCUGGCCAACACCAAGUGUCCCAACGCUGCCGUCGUCGCUGGAGGAUACAGCCAGGGAACGGCAGUCAUGUCCAACGCUAUCGGCGAGCUGCCCUCGGCCGUGAAGGAUCAGAUCAAGGGCGUCGUGCUCUUUGGGUACACCAAGAACCUCCAGAACCUCGGUCGGAUCCCAGACUUCCCGAGCGACAAGACCGAGGUCUACUGCAACGCCUCCGACGCCGUUUGCUUUGGCACCUUGUUCCUCCUGCCUGCCCACUUCCUGUACACAACCGAGUCUUCCAUCUCGGCGCCGAACUAUCUCACACGCAAGAUCCGCGCGGCAUAG
Messenger RNA from Pyricularia pennisetigena, 690 nucleotides. RefSeq lists its product as uncharacterized. Gene Ontology annotation, molecular function: cutinase activity. NCBI's taxonomy places the organism in Eukaryota, Fungi, Ascomycota, Sordariomycetes, Magnaporthales, Pyriculariaceae. The record is from RefSeq and is a predicted model, not a curated record. Gene Ontology annotation, cellular component: extracellular region. The transcript is spliced from 3 exons. Gene Ontology annotation, biological process: carbohydrate catabolic process. The coding region runs from base 1 to 690 and encodes 229 amino acids.